CAGGAAGGGGCAACGAGGCUCGGCCGGUUAAGGUAGCUGAAGUUAGCCGUUCGUCCAUGUUCCUUUUAGCGUACGGUAGAAUAUCCACGGUAGUUUUAGUCUGACAUGAUAUUACAGUGAAAUUCCUCUUCGACGCAUCCCGCUCGAUGUUUAUGGACGGUCCGAAGUUAACGUGUCUUUGAACGGAACUACAGGUAAAGUAAAACGAAAAUGCCUCUACACGGGAAAAUAGUCGUGAUCAAGAGGAGUGGAGGCGAUGGCACCGAGUUUCCUCUCACUGCCACAUGCAUGUUCGGAAGGAAACCUGACUGUGACAUUCGUAUUCAGCUUCCUCAAGUCUCCAAGGAGCACUGCAGAAUUGACCUGAAUGAAAAUAAAGAGGUUGUUUUGACAAAUUUGAGCUCAGUGAAUCCGACCCGAAUCAACGGGGAGGCUCUGGAGCAGUCUGAGCGUUUGAAGCAUGGAGAUGUGAUAACAGUUAUUGACCGUUCUUUCAGGUUUGAGUAUCCUCCAGCACCAACACCAAAGAAGAGAUCUUCCGCAGGAGGCAAAAGUGAAACCCUCAAAGUUCUUCAGGAUCAGCAAGUGGUGGACACUUUCACUGUUGAAACAGGAGAAAGGAAGCUCUCUGAAGUGUUCACAGAUGGAACUAAUCAUGACAACAUCCAACGAACCCUGGAGAACACAGUGGAGGUGGAGUCCAAGGAGGAUGCCACCCUGCUGCAAAACAAGACCAACUCCCCAUUCAAUGAUCUGUAUCAAAUGAUAAAAAAGUCUCUGGAUGUCAAGACCCCUCGUAAAUCUUCUGCCAGUUUGCUUCAAACUCCUGCCUCAAAGUUUUGCACCCCAAAACCUGCGUCUGUCAGGAAAAGCGAUGUAAAACCUGUCAUUUUCAAAGAAGACCAAGGCACUCCUAAGAUGAAGAAUGAGGCUAAAGUAAUUCCUGAAGCUGACGAAAUCAAGGGGCAAGAUGAGAGUUGUAAUACUGAGACCCCAAAGUCUGUGAAGAAGCAGAAGAAGUCACCCCCAACAUCUUCUGAGAAUCCCGGACCUGCAGCUGAAGAAGUUGAUCAUGUGAUCAAGUCUGAAACAACUUCACCUCAGAGGAGAACCCGUGUAACCCCCCAGAGGUUCAGUGCAUCUGAGGUUGUUGGCCAAGUUUGUGUUGAAACUCCAAAGUCAACGGUGAGAAGAAGCAGCAGGGAGACCACACCAGUUAAACCAGCAGUGACUGCUGUUGAACCAGAGCCCGUUCAGAGGAAAUCACCAAGGAACUCUGGGAAAGCUGAACAAGUAAAAGAGACGACCAAAAAGCGCAAAUGUGGGAAACUUGCGGCUGACUUGCCCACAUCACAAAUGAAGAGGAAGCGUGUUUCCUUUGGAGGUGCCCUGAGCCCAGAGUUGUUUGAUAAACGACUUCCUCCUGACUCUCCAUUAAGCAAGGGAGCCUUUCCACGGAGAAGCUUGUCUCUGUAUAAACCCCAACAGUCACUCCUGAGAAGAGCAUCAGCCAUUGGACUCUUGAAGGCCUCUUCACCUGGAAAGAAGUCACCGAACUCAAAGUCCUCUUCUCCCAAGGCAGCAUCUCCUGGAAAGAAAUCGCCAAAGUCAAGGUCCACUUCUCCCAAGGCAGCAACUCCUGCAAAGAAAUCCCCCAAGACCCCAUCUUCUGUAAGAGGAAGUUCUCCCUCAACUCCCACAGUGCAAGGGCGCUUCUCUGUGUCCCGCAUCAUCACGCCAUCUCCAGUGGCAGAAGACUCUGUCACGUUAACCCCCAAAAUACCUCUGAAGAGGAAGAGCAUGAAGAGCACCUCAAGAAAGACCCCAAUUAUUGCCAAGAGCUCUGUAAAAGUGAUCCGCAGGAGUGGCAUCUCACGGGCCUCUAUGAAAGUGAAAAAUUCCUGGGUGGACAUUGUGAAAUUUGGUCAACCUAAGGCUCAAGUGGCUGCUCCAGCUAUAAAGAUGGUCACCAAAAAGACCACAAAGAAGACUGUGUCCAAACCACAGACACCUGCAAGAAACAUCAAAGGCCACGUCAGCACCGGACACGCAGAUUCACCUGCUACCAUCAUUGUGGGCAGAGCGCACACACAAAGCGUCUUACACCCAACUGGGGCUGCACCAGGAGUGGUCACCAAUAUUGCCCUCUUAAAAAAGAACAUGAAAAUGGACGAGGACUUGACUGGAAUUACUGAAAUGUAUAAAACCCCGGUAAAUGAAAGGAAGAAGAGAUCUGCCAUCAAUAAAAGUGUCGACCAGACACCAGGGGGAAUUCUGGGCACAUCUGUGGUCGAACCAUCAGUUCUGAACACACCAGAGGGGCCAGGGGAAAUGGUGGUUUCUCCACUGAAUCUGGUAUCUACAGUGAAAGACAGAAGUUACAACAGUGAAGCAGUUCAACGCCUCCUGAAUGAAGAUAAAGAUUCCAGCUUUGUCAGUGUGCUCCCUGCAUCAGAGAUUCCCUCUGAUGAAUCUAGUGAGCAGAAGAGCACCAAGGUGAAGACAAGCCCUGUAAAAACUCCCAAACGGCAACCAGAACAACCCGAGUGUCUCUCUGGAUCGAAGAGGAUCACGAGGACCCCAAAACAAAAACCUGAACCUGUUGAGGACCUGAGGGAGAAGAUUUUGAAAACUCCAAAGCAGAAACCUGAACAACAAGAGUGCCUCACUGGAGUGAAGAGAAUCAUGAAGACUCCCAAACAGAAGAUUGAACAGCAAGAGUACUUGACCGGAGUUAAGAAAAUCUUCGAGACCCCACAAAAGGAAGCUGAAGCUCUCGAGGCUGAUGAUGUGAGUCUCUGUGGUGUUGAGGAACCUCAGGAGACACCAGCACAUGUGCCAGAAUCCGAGGACCUGUCUGAAAUGGCUGACAUGAAAACUCUGAAUGCAAAGAGCUCUCCAGUGCUGUGUCUAGAAAAAGAACUAGACUUUGCCAAUGAGGAUCUACAAGAAGACAAACCAUCAGAUGUGAUCGAUGAGGUUCCCCAGGUUGACACAGCAAAAGAAGCUGUCUCAGAUGAAGUUGUCAACGACACGAAAGAGGAGCCAAGUGAAAACGAGUCAUCAGAUGUCAUAGAAACCAUCUCUCAGGCAGCUGAAGAUGAGAGUUUACCUGAGGAACAACCAGAAGUGAACACAGUUAAGAAUCUGUCCGAGGAACAACCCGAAGUGGAAGCAGUUGUUGAGAAUCUGUCCGAGGAACAACCCGAAGUGGAAGAAGUUGUUGAGAAUCUGUCUGAGGAACAACCUGAAGUGGACCCAGUUGUCGAGAAUCUGUCUGAGGAACAACCCGAAGUGGACGCAGUUGUCGAGAAUCUGUCCGAGGAACAACCCGAAGUGGACGCAGUUGUUGAGAAUCUGUCCGAGGAACAACCCGAAGUGGACGCAGUUGUUGAGAAUCUGUCUGAGGAACAACCCGGAGUGAUCGAGAUUUCAACUGGCCAAGACACAGAAAUGGAGGCCGCUGCUGUGGAUCCUAUUCAAGAGAAGAAACCUGUUCGAGGGAGAAGAGCAAAAACUGUGGAACCUGAGGCAGCUGAGGAUAAACAAGAUGCAGCAGAACAUUCUGAGGAACCUGUCGCCCCGACUACAGUCAGAGGAAGAAGAGGGAAGAAGACUGAAACCACAGCUCCAUCUACUGUUCAACAGAAGACAAGAAACAGAAACGCAAAAACCACUGAAAUCAAGGAUGCUGAUCUCACAGUGGAAGAAAGUGCCUCUCAGCCUCCAAAAAUUGACGCCAAGCCUAGAAGAGGAAGAAACGCCAAAAAGGCUUCUGAUGAUCAAGCUGAAAUAGUUGCUACUGCAACCGAAAAUGCACCAGAAGCUGAGGGCGAACAGAUCCCUGCAGUUGAAGUCGACCACAAAGCAGAUGAGAGUGCAGCCCCUCAGGAGCAAGCUGCUCCGAAGCUGAGGCGAGCGAGAAAACCAAAACAAGAAACUGAACUGUCUCUGCCAGAGCAGCAAGAUGUAGCAAAGGAGCAUUCAGAGGAUCCUGUGGUCCCUGCUCCAGUCAGAGGAAGAAGAGGGAAGAAAACCGAAGCCACUGCAGCACCUGCUGUCCGAGAAAAGACAAGAACCAGAAAUGCCAGGUCUCAAGGAAACGCCUCUGAUGAUAAACCUGAAGCUGCCCCAGAGAAAUCACUGGAAAUGCAACCUGUGACUGAGAUUCCCUCUGAAGCUGUGAGUGACCAGAGUUCUCUGAUCAACACCCGCCAAGAAGAAAAUGAUACUGCUCCCCCUGCAGAGGAAGCUGUAGUAAAGCCUGUUCGAGGGAGAAAAACAAAACACACACCUGUUGAGCCUCCUCAACCAGAGCCGGAGAACGCUGAAGUUAGUGAUGAGCCUCAACAGCCCAUUCCCAUUGUUGCAAAACCCAGAAGAGGCCGAAAGAUGAAAUCUGACACCACUGAACAAACUGGGGCUGCAGAAGACACAGUGGUUACUGUGGAGACCAAGCAGGAGUCUCAGCCCCCAGUCAGGGUAAAGAGGGGAAGAAACACCAAACGGGAGGAAGAAAAGCAAGAGAAUGAUGUCAAGACUAUUUCACCCGAGACCUCUGAUGUCCAAGAGCCAGUUAAAAAAUCAACAAGAACCAGGAAAACUAAGGAAGAACGUGUAAAACCAAAGGAAGAAGAAAUCCAAACUGUUGAAACUGUCGCCCCCGAGGAGGCGGAGUCUUUGCCUGUUGCUGAACCACUGGAGAUGAAUGAGCAGGUUCCUGUCACCGCAAAACCCAGGAGACGAGGGCAAAAAGCCAAACAAGCCGCUGAAAGUGAAACACCUGUGGAGUCCACUGAGGUUGAAGAAGUGCCUGCUGUCAAACCCAAACGAGGCAGGAGAGGAAAAGAAGCUACUGAAGUUGCUGCUGAAGUACCAGAGGCACUGGAGGCUGAGGAGGAAACUGCUGAGCCAGACGCUCCAGUCGUUAAACCUGCGAGGGCAAGAGGUGUGAAAACUGUGAAAAAUCAAGUCUCAGAAGUCAUUCCAGCCAAAAGAGCACGUCGGGGUGCUGCAACGCUCACCGAGGACACACGCACUGAAUCCACAGCCCUGGAUUUGUCUGUUCCAGCUGCAGAGCCGGCUAAGAGGGGGAAACGGGCUGCAGCUAAGCCCACAACAGAUGAUUUGACGGUGAGCAGCGAUCAGGUGAAUACCUCAGAAGAUUUAACCAGCGCUGUUACAGAAGACGUCAAAGGGUCCAAAAGGUCCGUGAAGUCGAAAUCAGACCAUGAGGUGUUCCAGAUUCCAAAAGCAACACCCGUCAGAGCUGUGCGUGGAAAGAAGUCCAAACUUGUUGACGCUGAGAGCAAAAACACGUCGAACGAUGCCGACAAAACUGAAGAGAAGGAUCUCUCAGAGGAAGUUGUUGAAGCUCAGCCCAUCAAGAGAGCCAGACGAGUGACAAAGGUCACUGAAGAAAUGGUGGAUCCCAAGGAAGAUGCUGAAGCUGAGACACAACCAAAAACCCGCAGAGGAAGAGCAACAAAGAAAUAAAGGCAUUUGUGUAUAUAUAUAUUCAGUCAAAAUUACAUUUUUCUCUUUAUACGUUUUGUAUUUGUGAUGUUUUAGAUUGUUUAGUAUUUUUAGAGAGUAGUUUUAUUAGGAAAUUGAGCACUAGAUUUUCUUUUUCUUUUUAUUGAAGACUGCAGGGAAUCUUGUCUUAACCAUUUAUAUAAGUUGUAUGUUAUUCAUUAUCGAUCUUGCAACAAUUUUAACAGUGGGAAAAAAUGGUCAUUAAAUUUUUUUUUAUACAAUUCAAAAGCUGGUGUGGAUUUCUCAUAUUUUGGAAUAUACUUUUAUCUGAAUAUGUAAUAUCUGGUACUUCAUGUUUAAAAAGAUUCUGAUGUUUUAAAAAUAAAUCCUAAAGCUUAUACAAAGCCUAUUGAAGAUU
Molecule: messenger RNA, 5893 nt
Organism: Hippoglossus stenolepis (Pacific halibut)
Lineage: Eukaryota; Metazoa; Chordata; Actinopteri; Pleuronectiformes; Pleuronectidae
Gene: mki67
Product: marker of proliferation Ki-67
Exons: 16
Coding region: 211-5496 (1761 amino acids)
Biological process (GO): regulation of mitotic nuclear division; regulation of chromosome segregation
Cellular component (GO): chromosome; nucleus
Molecular function (GO): protein binding
Source: RefSeq, a predicted model, not a curated record